This is a messenger RNA of Clonostachys byssicola, 1188 nucleotides long. NCBI's taxonomy places the organism in Eukaryota, Fungi, Ascomycota, Sordariomycetes, Hypocreales, Bionectriaceae. The record is from the annotation of a GenBank genome assembly.
AUGGUUGCCAUCAAGAACAUCUCCGCCGCCUCCGCCCUCCUCCUCAGCGUUGCUGACUUGGCCCUCGCCGCCCCUGUUGGCGCCUCCCUGGACACCCGAGCCCCCAAGGGCCGCAAAUUAGGCCACGCCGUCGGGCUGUUGAACAGCGCCAUCCAGGCCGGUGGACAGGUUGGAGCUGCUGCUGCAGGCCGCCCUCGUGAUCUUGACGAGCUCGAGGAGCGAGACAUCGAGGAGCGAUCCCCCAAGGGCCGCAAACUAGGCCACGCCGUCGGGCUUCUGAACAGCGCCAUCCAGGCCGGUGGACAGGUUGGAGCUGCUGCUGCUGGCCGCCCUCGUGAUCUCGACGAGCUCGAGGAGCGAGACAUCGAAGAGCGAGCCCCCAAGGGCGGCAAAUUGGGCCACGCCGUCGGGCUGCUGAACACUGCUAUCCAUGCAGGCGGACAGGUCGGUGCUGCUGCUGCCGGCCGCCCUCGAAGCCUCGAACAGCGAAGCCCCAAGGGCCGCAAGCUCGGCCACGCCGUCAAGCUCGGAAACUCUGCUAUCCAGGCCGCAGGCCAGGUUGGUGCCGCCUAUGCUGGUGCUCCCCGUUCUCUGGACACCCGGUCCCCUAAGGGUCGCAAGCUCGGCCACGCCGCCAGGCUCGGAAACUCUGCCAUCCAAGCCGCUGGUCAGGUUGGUGCCGCCUAUGCUGGUGCUCCCCGUUCUCUGGACACCCGAUCCCCCAAGGGUCGCAAGCUCGGCCACGCCGCCAGGCUCGGAAACUCUGCCAUCCAAGCCGCUGGCCAGGUUGGCGCCGCCUACGCUGGUGCUCCCCGUUCCCUCGAGGCCCGAUCCCCCAAGGGUCGCAAGCUCGGCCACGCCGUCAAACUCGGAAACUCUGCCAUCCAAGCCGCUGGCCACGUCGGCGCCGCCUACGCUGGUGCUCCCCGUUCUCUGGACACCCGGGCCCCCAAGGGCCGCAAAUUGGGCCACGCCGUCGGGCUGCUGAACAGCGCCAUCCAGGCCGGUGGACAGGUCGGCGCCGCGGCAGCCAGCCGCCCCCGCGACGUCGAGGACGAGGACCUCUACGCCCGUGACUUCGAUGAGGACCUCGAGGAGCGUGACAUUGACGAGCAGGAGCUCGACGAGCGCGACCUCCUCGAGUACAUCUACGCUCGCUACCUCGAGGAUGCCGAGGACUUCGAAUAG